UACGUUAAUUGUAACGAGAAUGGCUAGUUUUACACCUCAAAUGAUAAUGGAGGAAGAAUGUUAGAUGAUGACAGUGUGGCCGAAUAUUAAUAACGAUUUGACGGAUGCAGCGAAAAGUGCGCAUAUAGACGUUAGCAAAUGGUUGACAAAAGUAUUGGAGUACAAUGUCCCAGGAGGAAAGAAAAUUCGCGCGUUAACAUUAAUUUAUUCAUACAAAUUAUUGGCUCCAAACGAACAACAAACAAAAGAAAAACUUCGUUUGGUACGGAUUUUAGGGUGGUGCAUAGAACUGUUACAAGCAGGUGGACUCAUGUUAGAUGACAUUGAAGAUAGAUCGCUAAUGCAAAGAGGAAAACAAUGUUGGUACCAACGCAAUGAUGUUGGUUUAAUGGCCAUCAAUGAUGGCCUGACGUUAGAAAACUCUGUGUAUUAUUUAAUUCAAAAGCACUUUAAGAAGGAAGAUUGUUAUGUUUAUCUAAUAGAAAGGGUCCAUACGGUGAAUGAAAAUAUAUUAUCUAUACAUAGGGGAGUACCCCAACAUUGUUUUUUCCUUUUGACCGAGCAAUUAUAUAUUAUGAAAAUAUUUCCACAGAAUAUAUGGAAAACAAUAUUAAGCCAAUCUCUGGAUAUGCUGUCAACCAACUCAGGCAAGAAGCCAAAUCUGGCCUUAUUUAUAAUGGACCGUUAUAAGUCCAUUGUCGAGUAUAAAACAUCAUAUUAUACUUUUAUUUGACCUGUAAUUUGACCAAAACGUUAAAAAUAAGUUCUUCUGCACACUCAAACGUUUCAGGGUCUUUUAUUCCCGCCUGUGGAAUAAGUAACGUGUCACAUUAUUAUUAUCAAAGCAUUAUUGUUUCGAAGUUUAAAGAAUAAGUUAAAGAAUUUGUCGAUUCAAAACUUGUAAAAACUCGAAAUUUCAAUAUUUAAAUUCAAAAAUGUUAUACUUACUAAGUGCAUUGCU
Solenopsis invicta (red fire ant) is the source of this 961-nucleotide messenger RNA. RefSeq names its product farnesyl pyrophosphate synthase-like. Lineage: Eukaryota; Metazoa; Arthropoda; Insecta; Hymenoptera; Formicidae. Gene Ontology annotation, molecular function: (2E,6E)-farnesyl diphosphate synthase activity; dimethylallyltranstransferase activity. Gene Ontology annotation, biological process: trans, trans-farnesyl diphosphate biosynthetic process. Bases 65 to 733 code for a protein of 222 amino acids. The record is from RefSeq and is a predicted model, not a curated record. The transcript is spliced from 3 exons. Gene Ontology annotation, cellular component: cytoplasm.